AUGGCAAAUGCUGAUACAGAUCAAUCGGUCUACUACGUACCCCACAGUGGUUGGUACCCGGUAGUACUCGCCGCGGGCCUGAUGCUAACGGUCACGGGCCUCGCGAGCUGGUUGAUUGAUACCAAAGCGGGUGAACCGCAUACCUGGACACAAAGCAUCAUUGGCUUUGCCAUGGUCUCUUUUGUUCUUUACUGCUGGUUCGGCAAAGUGAUUGCGGAAAAUCAGCAGGGUCUUGCCAACGAGCAGCUCAAGCGGAGCUACGUUUGGGGUAUGGGUUGGUUUAUUUUCUCCGAAGUCAUGUUUUUUGCAGCAUUUUUCGGCGCGCUGUUCUACACCCGCGGCAUUGUUGUGCCCUGGUUGGGUGGCGAGGGUGCAAAAGGCAUUGUAGGUGAUUACCUCUGGCCUGAAUUUGAUGCGACCUGGCCAGUCAUGAGCAAUCCUGAUGCAACAGCGUUCCCGGGGCCUGGUCAGAAUAUGCAGGCACCGUCUGUUUCCAGCUGGUAUGCCUAUCUGCCCUUCUGGAACACAGCAAUUCUUUUGUUUUCCAGUGUCACCAUUCACUGGGCCCACUCUGCAAUAAAAGCGAACAACCGCAAAAAGCUGAUUGGCUGGCUUGGCUUUACGGUACUCCUGGGCAUCAUUUUUGUUGGCCUGCAGAUUGAAGAAUACGUCAUUGCCUACACCGAGAUGGGUCUGACGCUGGCCAGUGGCGUUAGUCGACUUGCGCAUCUGCUUCACUCUUUUCUUCCAGCAGUUUUUCUGGUCGACAACCAGAUUCUCAAUGGUAAAACCGGUUACUGGGUAUUGCGUGACCAGCUACCCGAGGUACCUUUGUUGCCCGGUCGAGUGGAACUGCUGGGUGUGUUGUCAGCGGAGCCGGUAGAGGUUCGACUGGUCCUCAGUGAUGCCAAACACAGGGGAUACGCGGCAACCUGGUUUGGUCUGGCCAUUACGCUGUUGAUUGGCUAUGUGUUUCUGGGAUCCGCCCAGGCAGCAGCGGCGCAGCGGCGUAAUCGACUGCAGCUGCUCGGCAUUAUGAUGAUCGGGUUUUUAACCCUGGGGGGCUCCUAUCUGAUGUUCUACCUGGCGCAGGACUCCGACGGCUGGGGUACCACUAACAACGGCACGUUUGUGCAGCCAGUCAUCACGACAGCGGAACUGGGCUGGCAGGUAGAAGGUAAUACCCGACGCUGGUGGUUAUGGGUGGUGAGCCCUGACUGCACUGCAGAUUGCCAACAAACGGUGCAGCAUAUGCAGGCACUGCACAUCCUGUUGAAUCGGGAGAUGGAUAGGGUGCGUCGUGGUUACACCGCAAUCGGUGUAACGGAACAAACCCGCCCACAGUGGAUGACCCCGUUUCCGGAACUGGCAAUGAUAGAUAUUGCAGAUGCCUCACCUCUGACCGAGGGUGCCUUCACCCGCCUGGUGGAUGCGGGGUUGGGCUGCCCGGAUUGGCCGGGUUGUUAUGGUCAUCUGAAGUGGCCUGAUACUGCCGAAGAAGUGGAGCGAGCUGAAAUGCUGUUUCCGGAAGCUCCGGUGGAUCAUGCCAAAACCUGGCCAGAGAUGGUGCAUCGCUACUUUGCCGGUGCGCUGUUACUGGUUGUAUUGGCUCUCACCGUGAUUGCCUGGCGGGAUAAUCCGCCGAAUAAAAUCCGCGAGAUCAGCACCGCACUGCUGGUUCUGAUUAUUUGCCAGGCUGCGUUCGGGGCCUGGACGGUGACUUUGAAACUCUGGCCCCAGGUGGUGACCGCCCACUUGAUGGGCGGUUUUGCGACCUUCAGUCUGUUGUGGGUACUGUAUCUGCGCCAGGGAGGUGGCCGCCUGCUCUGGCUGGCGCAGGCCCAACGUUUGAAUUUGAAGCGGCAUGCGCAGCUGGCGCUGGGGCUGGUGGUUGCGCAGAUUGUGCUGGGGGGCUGGGUUGCGUCGAACUAUGCUGCACUGGCCUGCGCUGAUUUCCCGACCUGUUACGGCAGCUAUACGCCGACCAUGGAUUUCGCCGCCGGAUUCAAUUUUUUUCAGCAUGUUGGCCCGAACUACCUUGGUGGCCUGCUGGAUAAUGAAGCGCGCAUCGCGAUACAUUGGACCCAUCGCCUGGGUGCGCUGGUGGUGAUGGUUGCUGUGGCCGCGCUGGCCUAUCGCCUCUGGUCUGGAAAUCGUUUUUUGGCAACAUUGACCUUCACGCUGCUGGCCUUCCAGCUGGGUCUGGGCAUCCUCAAUGUCGUGUGGAGUCUGCCAUUGGGGAUCGCUACCGCGCAUAACGCCUUUGGCGCGGAAAUAACUGUAAGAGACAUAACUAUGAGUGAAGCCGUCACCAACGCCGCCGGCUGGCGAGACUAUCUCGAAAUGACCAAACCCCGCGUGGUUCUGCUCAUGCUGCUGUGUGCCCUGGUGGGUAUGUUUCUGGCAACAUCAGGCAGUGUGCCUCUGGACACAUUGGUUCUGGGUCUUACAGGUAUUGGCCUGGUUGCGGGUUCUGCAGCGGUGGUGAACCAUAUUGCGGAUGCGCACAUAGAUGCGCGCAUGGCGCGUACCCAGAGUCGUCCCGUUGCAACCGGACGCUUGAGUGCUACCCAGGGCAUCUUAUUUUCCGCAGUCAUCGGCCUGGCCGGUAUGGCGAUUCUGUAUUUUGGUGUGAAUCCGCUGACUGCCUGGCUCAAUCUCGCAUCCUGGGUAGGUUACGGCCUGAUCUAUACCUUCUGGCUGAAGCGCGCGACACCACAGAAUAUAGUGAUUGGUGGUCUGUUUGGUGCGGCACCGCCGUUGUUUGGCUGGACCGCGGUUACCAACAGCAUCGAUCCAGGUGGCCUGCUUCUGGUGCUGAUUAUUUUUGCCUGGACGCCCCCGCAUUUCUGGGCUCUGGCGCUCGAACGUAAAGAGGAAUAUGCCAAGGUUGGUGUGCCCAUGUUGCCGGUGACCCAUGGCGAGUCGUACACACGUCUGCACAUUCUUCUGUAUACCAUCAUCCUGAUUAUCUCGACCAUGCUGCCUUUUGUUAUCGGUAUGGCCGGGUUGCUCUAUCUGGCUGGUGCGUUAGCGCUGGGUGCGGGUUUUCUGUAUUGGGCGAUUGUGUUGCUUCGUGACACCAAUCCCCGCGCACCAAUGACCCCCCAGCUCAGUGAUGAUGAGCUGCGCGAACAGGGCGUGUUCCUGAUGCCUCGGCCCCGGGAUAUUGCACCUUUUGCGCUGCAGGACCAUCUGGGUCAGGUAUUCGACAAUUCGCGAUUAUUAGACCAGUGGACCUUUGUAUUUUUCGGCUUUACCCACUGUCCUGAUAUCUGCCCCACUUCAAUGUCUGAACUGGGGCAGGUGGACACCCAGCUACGUCAGGCCGGCGGCGAGCUUGAAGCUGGAUUUCAGGGCGUGCUGGUGACGGUUGAUCCGGAACGGGAUACACCUGAGAUUCUGGGUCAAUAUGCCACUGCCUUCUCCCCACGCUUUCUGGGUGUCUGGGGAGAGCGCGCGCCGACAGCUGAAUUUGCCCAACAGGUGAAUGCUGUGUUUGCCAAAAUGCCCGCAGAUGAUGGCGGCUAUACCAUGGACCAUACGGGCAACAUCAUCAUCAUCAACCCGCCGAGCCUACCGCUCGAAUUAACAAGGAGCGUUAUGCGCGUUGAUCCUGACCCCCCGCGGUCAGAAGAAACGGUGACCGCAGAUGACCUGCAGAACCGUUAUCAUCAGGUACGCCAGCAGUCGAUGGUGCUGUGCGAGCCCCUGGCCAUUGAAGACUUCGGCGUGCAGCCGAUGGAUGAUGCGAGUCCACCCAAAUGGCAUCUGGCACAUACCGCGUGGUUCUUUGAAACCUUCAUCCUGAAACAGCAGAUGCCUGGAUAUCAGGCAUUUCAUCCUCAAUUCGAAUAUCUGUUUAAUUCCUACUACAACGGAGUAGGACAGCCAUAUCCGAGACCGGCACGAGGGUUUCUUUCCCGGCCAACGGUUGCCCAGGUGAUGGAAUAUCGCGACCACGUGGAUCAGCAUAUGAAUCUGUUGCUCGAGGCUGGUGUUGAUGAUGGCAUCGCCGCUCAAGUGGUGCUGGGUCUACAUCAUGAGCAGCAGCAUCAGGAGCUGAUGUUGACGGAUAUCAAAUACAACUUUGGCCAUAAUCCGCUACUGCCUGGUUAUCGCGAGCGUAGCCCGGUUGAGUCUGCUCCGCUUUCAGGUUCACCAUCGGCAUCCACUUAUACCGAAUAUGAAGGUGGCAUUGUUGAGAUUGGUGCGGGUAAUGGUUUUGCGUUCGACAAUGAAACACCGCGUCACCCUGUGCUGCUGCAGGCAUUUCAACUGGCCGAUCGCCUGGUCACCAAUGGCGAGUAUUUAUCUUUUGUGGAAGACCGCGGUUAUGCGCGUCCGGAACUCUGGCUGUCGGAAGGUUGGUCUGCGGUGCAGGCACAGGGAUGGCAAGCCCCCCUCUACUGGCAACAGCGCAAUGGCGUCUGGCAUGAAUAUCGUUUGGAUGGUUGUCAUGAGCUUGUGCUGCAUAUGCCGGUUACCCAUGUGUCAGGGCAUGAAGCGUUUGCCUUUGCCCAAUGGGCGCAGGCUCGGCUGCCAACUGAAUUUGAGUGGGAGCACGCUGCAAGCAGCGCAGCUGUUGACGGUCAUUUUGUUGAAGCGCAGUACUUCCAUCCACAGGCCGCUGCAGAUCAGGAUGGCGUUCAGCAGUUGUAUGGUGAUGUCUGGCAGUGGACCGCCAGUAGUUAUGCGCCCUACCCUGGAUACCACCCGUCGCACGCGCGCCUGAGCUAUCGCAACUUCUUUUAUCCACCGGAAAUGGCCAGGGAAAUACUGGCGGGGUUGAAAGCGCAGCCAAAAACGUUAUCACCAAAGUACUUUUACGAUGCGCAAGGCUCGGCGCUGUUUGAUCGCAUCACAGAACUUGAUGAGUACUAUCUGACCCGUACAGAAAUGGCGCUGUUUGAUGCGCAUCUGGACGACAUAGCUGAACAUCUCGGUGGCAACGUCUGCCUGAUUGAGUAUGGCAGUGGCAGCUCCGUCAAAAUCCGUAAACUCCUGCAAGCAGUGACACCGGCAGCCUAUGUGCCGGUAGAUAUAUCUGAUGAACACCUGCAGGCCAAUGCCCAGGCCUUACAUGAAGAUUUCCCGGCGCUGAACGUUUUACCUGUUUGUGCCGACUUUACCCAGCGUUUUGAGCUGCCUGAUGCAGUUGCAGAUAUGACAAAAGUCGGGUUUUUCCCGGGCUCCAGCAUUGGCAAUUUUGAUCCUCAAGGUGCGCAGAAUUUUUUGCAGAAUGUUCACGCAACAGUGGGUUCCGGUGGGGCUCUGCUGGUUGGUGUGGAUCGAAAGAAAUCUGUUAGCGUGCUGGAACAGGCUUACAAUGACAAACACGGUGUGACGGCAGCUUUCAAUUUAAAUGCCCUGUCUCAUAUCAACAAGGAGCUGGACGCCAACUUUCAGCCUCAACAAUUUUCCCAUGUGGCAAGCUACAACCCGAAACUGGGCUGUAUACAGAUGUUUUUACGCAGUGAAGUAGAACAGCAGGUAAAUAUUGCCGGUGAAACCAUCCGCUUUUCCAAGGCAGAAAAACUGCAUACGGAAAAUUCUUAUAAAUAUGAUCCGGAUGAAUUUCUGGCGUUAGCAGACAGCGCCGGAUUCAGCUCGCUGGCUCAAUUCAGUGACAGCAAGCAGUAUUUUACACUCUAUCUGCUACAGGCCCGAUAG
Molecule: messenger RNA, 5673 nt
Organism: Symbiodinium necroappetens
Lineage: Eukaryota; Dinophyceae; Suessiales; Symbiodiniaceae
Source: the annotation of a GenBank genome assembly